AUGAAGCCUCAGCAUCAAGAGACACUGAAGAAACUUCAGGAUUGUCUCUGCAGACAGAGAGAGGCAGUGAAAUACAGGCUGAGAAAACUCAGUGCUAGACAAACUGAAAUAACUAAAAAGUCUACAAUAUUAAGAGAUGGCAUACAGAAAAAGUAUGAUGAAAUGAAGAAAGUUCUGGAAGAAGAUUGCAGGAGCACUCUCAGUCUUUUGAAGGCAGAGGAGAAAGCUGCCAUUCAGGCUGUGGAUGACUUAAUUGAGAAGAACUGUCUCAUGCUCAAAGACAUUGAACACCAGCUCUCUGAACUAACAGAGGAGAACAUAAUCAGAGGCAAAGAUAUGGUGAGGGUUUUUUUUCUUUUGGAGGGGAGAGUACAGGACCUGCUGGAGAACACAGACCCAGGGAGGGUGAAACUGGAUGAACCAAAAGCAGACCAAAUCUUGAGCCUUACUCACAAUCUUCUGCUGUUCAUUCGCUCCCAGAUCCCUGUCACCAAGAGACUACUCAAGAGCUAUUCUACAGACGUGACGUUGGAUCCCGACACUGCUCAUCCAAAUUUGAUCAUUUCUCCAGCUGGUGACACUGCAACCUACACCAGCAUUUGGCAGGAAGUCCCUGAGUAUGAAGGCCGUUUUGACACCACAAUCAAUGUCAUCAGCAAACAGUGCUGGGAUUCCGGCUAUCACUACUGGGAAGUGGAUGUGACGGGGAAAACCUACUGGGAGAUAGGUCUCACUUAUCCUACCAUUCCCCGAAAAGGUCGUAAAGAGGACUGUUGGCUGGGUCGUGGCCCAGAGUCUUGGUGUGUGGAGUUUUUUAAUGGAGAUUACACAGCCUGGCACAGAGGUGUUGACCAUCCACUUCCCAUUACCCAGUCUUUCACUCGGAUUGGGAUCUUCUGCAGUUUCUCUGUUGGCCUGGUUUCAUUCUUAGGAAUGGACAAUAUGACUCCACUCUUCUCCUUUUGCUCUGGAACAUUCACCGACUCUCUCUAUCUUGCACUGUGCCCAGGUCAUGACCUACAAGGUGCCAACUCUAAACCCAUAAAGAUUUACAGUGCUAUAAGGAACAUCAGUCAAUCCUGA
Chanos chanos (milkfish) is the source of this 1083-nucleotide messenger RNA. Its product is annotated as E3 ubiquitin-protein ligase TRIM39. The record is from RefSeq and is a predicted model, not a curated record. NCBI's taxonomy places the organism in Eukaryota, Metazoa, Chordata, Actinopteri, Gonorynchiformes, Chanidae. The coding region runs from base 1 to 1083 and encodes 360 amino acids. Gene Ontology annotation, molecular function: protein binding. The transcript has 6 exons.